Messenger RNA from Annulohypoxylon truncatum, 1776 nucleotides. RefSeq lists its product as uncharacterized. NCBI's taxonomy places the organism in Eukaryota, Fungi, Ascomycota, Sordariomycetes, Xylariales, Hypoxylaceae. The record is from RefSeq and is a predicted model, not a curated record. Bases 1 to 1776 code for a protein of 591 amino acids. The transcript has 4 exons.
AUGGAUUCCUCUUCUUGUAGUGACCCUCAUCCAGAAGUCCCCGAGUUUGCGGUAAUGGUUCUUGAUGGGAGCCGACAUCCAUCAUUAAAUGGCGCGGCAGGCUCCGGGGUUAUCUACCGCAGCAAUGCUGGCCGUCAGCUAGAUGCACCAAACUCUUCUACCCACAAGCAAAAAAGGGAUCAACCAUUACUGAAGCUAGGCGAGCUGAACAAUUGGAUAGAUGUCGAAAAUUCGAUGGUAUCAGCAUGCAACACGCUGGAUACCUUGUCAACUAAAGACCACGACACGGGUGGAUUUUCUGGCAAGAUCAAGUGGGCAUUCCGUGCGUUAUGCCAGAAAGCAGAGAUUGGCUCGACUUUUGUGUCUAUGGUUCCAAGCGAAGUACCAUGCAGCUCCGUACUUUGUGGAGGGUUGAAAGCUGUAUUUACAGCUUUAGAGCGCUCUCAUAACUAUCGCGAGGACGUCUACAAGGCUAUUGAAGAGAUCCCAUACAUCAUCAAUGACCACGCGGUGUAUAUUGAUAUCCACGCGGAAGAUGAGGAGUUACAUAGGCGAAGUGCGGCUUUAUAUGUAGCCCUUUUCCACCUGAUGCAACAUAUACUCCUAUGGUUUGUCAAGAACCCCGUUGUUACUGGGAUGAAGUUUCUCUUUACCCCUCAAGGUUUCGCAGAAGGCCUCAAAGAUCGAAUGGCUGAUAUCAAGAGGGCUGCUGCGCGUUUCGAGAAACAUGCGCUGUUUCUAAGAAACUUGCGUCACGACGAGUCGAUGAGAUUACAACAUUGGAUGGCGUACAAACUUGGCGAAAAUAGCGAGGAUCUGGCCUUGAUACGGAAUCGCUGCGAGGCCCUUGAGAGCAUGUGUCAAUUCUUACAGCAGCCGCAUCGUGGAAUCAUGGAACGGGGUGCACGAAGACAACGUCAAUUGGAGUUAACCUUAUAUGAAGACACACCAAGCCCUGAAGAAAUUCGCAAUAACUUACUCCAGAAACUAGCCUUCGACGAGUAUCUUCUUCCCAACGACUGUAGCGGCCUUCUCAACAUUCGCAAGGGCUCGGGUAACGGGUUGGACACGGAACGGAUCCUAGCGAUGCAAAACCACCCUCAACUACAAGCAUGGAUGUCCUUAAACAAAUCAUCCGUGUUACUCGUAGAUGGAGGUUGUGCAGUGUCAAGCGCUUGCGAGAUCUCGUACGUCUGCGCUCAGAUCGUGGAAUCCAUGUUGCAGCUUUCCGAGCAAGCUGAUCAUGGUAACAACACUUCCAACGUGUUUAUCACACCCCUAGCUUUCUUUUGUAGCCGGCACCGAGACAGACGACGGGAUGUCUUUGGAAGACCUAAAGGGCCUAUCGCUGCGUUAUUGUCACAAUUAAUUAACCGAUUCCAUGGAUUUGGCACGAAACAACUCCAAGCCUGUCAGAGCGACCUCGCCAACGACGACAUCGAAAGCACGUGUAAGGUAUUUGGGAAGUUGAUCAAAAGGUUACCGGCCACUUCCAUCGUGGUGCUCGUGUUUGAGGGCGUCGAUGUUCUCAUGGAAGAGAAGACGAGGAGUGCAUUAAGAUACAUAUUACACUCACUACUAGAAACCCACGGUGGGACGCAUGCCGCGGCUUUGAAGUUUCUCUUUACAUGCACGACCUCAUCUGAGCCCGUAGUGGAUCUUUUUGAGGAGUACGACGUCCUUCGUAUUCCACGAGUACUCCAAUCCCGUGGCUCAUAUCGUAACUUCAUGUGGAAAGACUCUGGUCGUUUGGAGGCUCUUGGAACACUUGAAUGA